Podarcis raffonei (Aeolian wall lizard) is the source of this 2613-nucleotide messenger RNA. RefSeq names its product cellular communication network factor 6 (gene CCN6). Gene Ontology annotation, molecular function: heparin binding; integrin binding. Bases 380 to 1501 code for a protein of 373 amino acids. Gene Ontology annotation, biological process: cell adhesion; signal transduction. Gene Ontology annotation, cellular component: extracellular region; extracellular matrix. The transcript is spliced from 5 exons. The record is from RefSeq and is a predicted model, not a curated record. Lineage: Eukaryota; Metazoa; Chordata; Lepidosauria; Squamata; Lacertidae.
GAUCUCAAAGCUGCCAUACCCAGUGUGGACACCCCCACAUCUCUUACAUCUUCAGACAGACACAACCUACCCCUGAGCAGUGCCUCACGAUUUGCUAGAUUGAAAUUUGAAAAAAAGAAGAAGCCCGGGAACAAUCUCAUGCUUUGCAUUAAAAAAUAAUGCUCUGAAAUAAGGGGAAAUAUUUUAAAAUAUAUUCCUAAAAGUAAUGAGCAGGCACAACUAGCCUAAUUUGGAGAAUAAGCCUCAGGAAAAAGAGUUAUUUGAAAGAUUCAGGAUGAAGCUAGUUUUUUGUGAGGGAUUCCAAACAUGAAUAUGUGUGUCUUUGUGAGUGUGCUGAGGAGAGAAGGUUUGCAGAGGAGAGACAGAGGAGACUUUGUGCAUGGUGUUGGCUCUGACACAGCUCAGCCUGUUCACUCUCUCUGUUUUUCAUUUCUGCCUUCACAGGAACAUGCAGUGGCUCCUCAUCCCCACCAUCCUUAUAAUCACUUAUGCUCAACAGCUUUCUUGCAGGGUGCAAACCAACAGGCAGAAGGAAGGAAAGCCUGGAGAAAAAUCUGCAGAGGUUCAUCAACGCAGAGAGCUAUGCCACUGGCCCUGCAGAUGCCCAGUGGUACCAACCUGCAGCCCCGGGGUGAGCCUGGUGAAGGAUGGCUGCGGAUGCUGCAAGAUGUGUGCCAAGCAGUCAGGGGAAACAUGUAAUGAAGCUGAGGUCUGUGACCCCCACAAGGGGCUAUACUGCGACUACUCUGCAGAUAAGCCUAGGUAUGAAAAUGGAGUGUGUGCAUAUAUGAUAGCAGUAGGUUGUGAGCUCAAUGGGGUGCACUAUGCCAAUGGCCACGACUUCCAGCCCACUCCUCUUUACAAAUGUCUGUGUGUGAACGGUGCAAUUGGAUGUACACCUGUCUUCAUCUCAAAGCCAGCACCUAAUGAAUGUGCAGCACCGAAGAGCAGAAAGAAAUCUGGACAAUCCAAAUGUGUUUCAGGACAGCAGGAGCAGCAGUCAACCAGUUACAGAUUAAUGUCAGCUUUCAGAAGUGUGCCGCUUGUUUUAAAGAAGAAGUGCCUGGUUCAAGCAACUCCUUGGACACCUUGUUCCCGAACCUGUGGCAUGGGAAUAUCUGACAGAGUGACCAAUGAAAACAGUAAAUGUGAAAUAAGAAAGGAAAAGAGACUGUGCUACAUUCAACCAUGCCAAGCAAAAUUUCCAAAGAGCAUAAAGAUACCUAAAGGAAAAACAUGCCGACCUACAUUCCAGCUUGCCAAGGCAGAGAAACUAGUAUUUUCUGGAUGCACAAGUACACAAAGAUAUAGACCAACCUUUUGUGGAAUCUGCCUGGACAAGAGAUGUUGCAUACCCAACAAAUCUGUAAUGAUUACAGUGCAGUUUGACUGUCCAAAGGAAGGCUCCUUUAAGUGGAAGUUGAUGUGGAUUACAUCUUGUGUUUGUCAGAAGACAUGCAAUGAUUCAGGAAACAUAUUUUCUGAACUCAAACUUUUGUAAGUGGCAACACAGGAAAGAAAAUGGUCAAAUGUUCCCAUGAAAAGUUGCUCAUUCAACACCACUGACAGGUAGCUGUGUUUGAAAUUUUAGGUUUUAAAUGAAUUCACACAGCAAUCCUUUCAUCCAAGACAGAGCUUGCCCCUAAUGUGUUUUAUUUUGAAAAGCAGAAUGUGUGGCUAUUUAAAUCCAGUUAAAUACUGUAGCUUCAAAGCAUUUUCUUAAAUAUUUUAAAAUGCAAUACUUAGAUAAUUUAUGUGGAAGGGUUAUACCAAUCCCGUAGAAAAAUGGCAGGUUUUCAUGCAUAAAAAUUCAAUCAAAUUAGUUACCUAUACACAACUGAUUCAUAUGGAUGUUUGCCCAAAGAUGCAUGUACACAAGCUGCACCCCAACAUCCAAGUGCUCAAUCCCUAAUCAUCUCCACAGUGAACAGGUCUGCAAGGGACCUCAUAAAGCCUGCAUGAGAUGUUCAGCUGAACAUGAAUGAAAGCUCCUUGAAGAUCUUCCCUGUUCAAUGCAGGUAUGAUUAGGGAUUGAAUGAGGAGUGUGCAAUGCAUGGACAAUGUGUGCACACCCUUUCAGUUUUCUAUAAAUUUGUGCCUAAGCAAUAUUUCAAAGCUGUAAAGUGAACAGUAUCAGACUGCGUGCAAAAGUAAGAAUUCAACACCCAUAAAAUCAUUUAUCCAAAUAGUUUGCAUGCAUGUGCAUAGUGCUAACUUGUGAUUAAGAAGAUCACUCACCACUGAACUCAAUGGAGUUUACAUCUGAAUAGAAACAUAUAGGAUUGUUUCGCACCUGUGUGAAAAUGUGGUGGUGUGCAAUUUGUCACCCAAACCAGCUAGUGAUGGGUACAUAAACUUCAACACAUGCAUCUCCUCAGAUAGAUCAGGGUGACUGAGGGAGUCAACACAAAACAAGGAUUUGGGCAUUUAUUUAUGAUUAUUUAUGAGAUCUACAAAGCAUGAUUGUAUGUAUCAAAUUGCAUAUUUCUUGAUGAUCGAUAGCAUAGUGAAACACCUUUAUGUUUACUGGAACAAAAUCGUAGUUUUCUAGACAGGCAAUUUUAUAUGGAACAGUCUUUAAUAUUGAUCUUCCAGGUUAAUAUUUUCCUUUUC